AUGGCUUCUGGGUCGAGGAAACCUCAGCGGCGCUUCCAGUUCAUCGACAAUAGCAACGUCAGCUCUUCAGGCUCCAACUCCACUCAAGUUCGACGUCAUGUUAUGCAAGAAUACAUGAGGGAGAAGCGUUGGGAGGCUCGCUCCCAUUCCAAUAUUGCUGGGGAGUCUCACCCGCCGACCCGCAAGAGAGGCGUGAAAGCUAGGUCGCAAUCACGACCGACACAUAAACGUGAGGAGCGGGAAACCUCGCCGGCCUUCGAACCUGGCGAUGCCCUGCGCUGUAUGUCUUUGCAAGGAGCGCCAAAGGACCAACGCGAGCACCAAAGCCAUCAUGAUGAUCCUGUCGAAGAGAUUGUUCGUCACAACCCCGACUUGGAGGCGGUUCCCAAUGAUCCCAGGCCUGCCUUCUCCCUGGGUUCUUCGGCCUUUGCAAAGCUGGCGGACAUGGUCUCCAAGCCACUGGUCACGCCCCCAUCGUCCGUGGACUCUCCUGAUCGAACGUCGCCGCCCAAUUGGCAAUGGCUAUCAUGCGGCGCCACGUCCCAAAGUCCAGAACCACAAUCGUAUCUGAGUGCUGCUCGGACUGACCCGUUCGACUGCCUACCCAUAAAGUUAAGCGCUCAGGACCAGGAGCUUUUCGAUUUCUAUGCCAACGUCAUGCCGGCAUGUUCGUACGGGUUUGAGCGACGAAGCCCUCGUGCCCACAACUGGUACCUAACAGUCUUCAUUCCAGAAGCCAUGAAAGGCGCGGUGUGCUUCCAGAAUACCAUCCUUGUCCACGCCGCCAACACACAGGCUUGGGUUCAAGGCCUCCCAGAAACACGUCUUGCCAUUGAACAUCGUGCCAAGGCCUCUCAGUUGCUUCUUCAUCACUACCAGCAACACCCGCAUGACACCUCAGAUGCGACGAUCUCGGCGACGAUCUCCGCCGCGGCCUUGGAGGAUUUCGAUCCUCGUAUAGAGCGCCGCAUCUAUGCCUGGAUGCACUGGGAAGCGGUUGUGCAGAAGAUCAGAGACAGAGGCGGACCAACCGCUCUGGUCCAAAACAACAGGUUACAAAUGUUGAUCAAUUGGUCGGACUACAUCUUCUCUGGCUACAAGGGUCAGGGUGCCACAUUUUACUUUGACCAUCAAUCUUCACCAAGACACACGACUGAGCAAGAGGCCGAGUCCAUUGGCCGUACCGAAAUUGCGCAGCAGACUGAAGAAUUCAUCACGUUCCUGAAGUGUGCCGAACAUCUCGCGCUCGUGCAAGCGGGCAUGCAGAGCAAUCCGGUUUCACGAAGGCAGCAACCUUUGCGGUUCUCGGUCUUCCUACCGGGUCAGCCUCUAUAUAACCUCCUUGCCAGUCCGAAUGGUGCACGGUAUACCGACACGGGACAGUUCAAACAGAUUAUAUCCAGGCUGGGUGCGCUGAUGACGAUCAACACAGCCAUUUGGGAAUACCGCCACUCCACAGAGUUCAGCGAGGAAUUCUUUGCGGAGCUCAUGGACAAUAUCAUGCACAAUGAACUAGAUCAACACAUUUCUGUGGAAGCACUGAUACAAAUAUUGCUGAGUGGCAGCAAAAAUCCGGUCCUGCUCCAUACAGAAAGGCCUUGGUUUGUUGGUAGAAUGCUCAAAGUGUCUAAACGACUGUCGCGGCCAACGUUUGAAAGGCUAAAUGAGUUGCUCCUCAGCUUCCUUACCUUGGGUCCAGAGCUCAGUCCAGUCAUGGUUGACUGGGAAAACGAGCUACGCACGGAGAUUUUGCGGGCGCCUUUGAUCAGUUAUCGGUCACGGUUCAUGAUGGAGCCAGCAUGA
Messenger RNA from Cladophialophora carrionii CBS 160.54, 1803 nucleotides. RefSeq lists its product as uncharacterized. Lineage: Eukaryota; Fungi; Ascomycota; Eurotiomycetes; Chaetothyriales; Herpotrichiellaceae. The record is from RefSeq and is a predicted model, not a curated record. The coding region runs from base 1 to 1803 and encodes 600 amino acids. The transcript has a single exon.